CAAAGAUGAAUCAGCCUUCAUGGUCAACCCACUGACGGCACAGGGGGUAGCCGUGGUGGUCGUGGCUUAUGACAUUGCACCCAAAGGCUCACUGGACCGGAUGGUAGACCAGGUGACCCGCAGCGUCGUGUUUCUGCAGAGACAGUAUCCGCACAAUGAGUAUGUGGGAAUUUACGUAUGUGGACACUCUGCGGGGGCUCACCUGGCCGCCAUGGUGCUCCUGGCCCACUGGACCAAGCAUGGAGUCAUACCCAACCUCCAAGGCUUUCUCCUGGUGAGUGGGAUCUACGACCUGGAGCCCAUCCUGUCCACCUCCCAGAAUGCUCCUCUCCACAUGACCCCGGAGGAUGCUGAGAGAAACAGCCCACAGCGGCACCUGGAGGUGAUCCCAGUUCAGCCUGUGCAUCCAUCCUGCCCUGUGCUGGUGGUUGUGGGUCAGCAUGACUCCCCGGAAUUCCACCGACAGUCCAGAGAGUUCUGUGAGACGCUGCGCCAGGUAGGAUGGAAGGCCUCUUUCAAGGAACUCAGUGACGUGGAUCACUUUGACAUCAUUGAGAAUCUGACCCAGGAGGAGGAUGUGCUCACUCAGAUCAUUUUGAAAACAAUCUUCAAGAAGUAGUGAUGACACCCGGUCCUCAGCCUGGAUACACCCCAGACAGCCUCCAGAAGUGAAGUGACUGUACCAGCCAGAGUUGGCCCGUCUGCCCACCCACAGGGUCCUUCCUCCCUGCUGUGAGCGCCGGAAACAGCCUCUUAAGUCAUUCAGCUUCCCAGCCUAGAUGAAGCUCCAGGGAAGCCCACAGAUCGGCACUGGGAGAUGCCCAAAGCCACCGCUUGGCCAAGUCGGCCUGCUGAUAGGGUGCAACAACACAACUUACCUCUGGCUUUUUUUGGGGGAGGGGGUGAGACAGGGUCUCCCUAUAGGCCAGGCUGGCCUCAAUUUUACAGAGAUCUGCCUGCUUUGCCUCCUGAGUGCCAGGGUAAAAAGUGUGGGUCACCAUUGCUGGCUGGCUUUCUGUGCCAGUGAGCAGUUUCAAUGUGUAGUGAACAGAACUGGGGCUAUGGCCCAGUGGGUAGAGGUUUGCCUAUUUAGCACCACAAAAGAAAGAAGGAAGGGAGGAAGGGUGGGAGGAAGGAAACCUGGCAAUGUAGUUCAGCAGUUGAACACUUGAAGGGCAUGAGGUCCUUGGUUCUAUCUCUGGUUAUCAGAAAAAGAAAAAGUCAUGUCCAGCAUGGUUGUGUAAACCUGAAUCCCAGUGCUCAGGAGGUAGAGGUGGGAAAAUUGCUGUGAGUUCAAGGCCAGCCUGGGCCACGUAGCAAAAGUGACUCGAAAAGAAAAGGGAAGACUGGGAGGUUGGCCCAGGAGGGAAGGGCAUCUGUCGCUGGGCUCACACUGACUUCCACAAGUUGUUCUUUGACCCCCGAGGGUACACCUUGGCACAUGAGCUCACAUACACAAAACUUAAAAGGAGACUCCGCACCUGUGCACUGUGGGCAGUGCCAACCCUGGGCAGGUGUGCCUGGGCUCUAUGAGAAGAUGAGUGUCACAGGCCAGAGGUAACAAGCCAGCAGGGGGUGUUCCUCCGUGGAGUCUGCUACAGUUCCUGCUGUGACCUCCCUGGCUGAUGGACUGUGACCUGGAAGUGUCAGCCAAGUAAACCUCUUCCUCCCCUAGUUGCUUUUGGUCGUGGUGUUUCUCACAGCAACAGAGUAAACAGAACAGUUCUGCCUGCCCCUGCUUGGUCACCACUUAUAUUGCGUGACUUUUCCCAAGGACAACGGACAUGCCUUCACACCAGACAGGAUACCAACAUACCAGGGAAAUGAUCCCAGGACUGACGAGAUGGUUCAGUGGGUAAAAGGUUCUUGUCACCAAGCCCGACCUGAGUUCAAUCCUCGGAACCCACGUGGUGGAGGCAGAGUACCUCCACUUACUGUGCCAUAAGCACCUGCACCCACAUCCACACACACUAAAUAAAUGUAACUUAAAAAAUGGUUCCAUUCAAA
Messenger RNA from Nannospalax galili (Upper Galilee mountains blind mole rat), 2007 nucleotides. It is a transcript of the gene Afmid, whose product is annotated as arylformamidase. The record is from RefSeq and is a predicted model, not a curated record. Gene Ontology annotation, molecular function: arylformamidase activity. NCBI's taxonomy places the organism in Eukaryota, Metazoa, Chordata, Mammalia, Rodentia, Spalacidae.